Messenger RNA from Oppia nitens, 1422 nucleotides. Its product is annotated as bumetanide-sensitive sodium-(potassium)-chloride cotransporter-like. Gene Ontology annotation, cellular component: membrane. Lineage: Eukaryota; Metazoa; Arthropoda; Arachnida; Sarcoptiformes; Oppiidae. The transcript has 8 exons. The coding region runs from base 1 to 1422 and encodes 473 amino acids. The record is from RefSeq and is a predicted model, not a curated record. Gene Ontology annotation, molecular function: sodium:potassium:chloride symporter activity. Gene Ontology annotation, biological process: chloride transmembrane transport; cell volume homeostasis; potassium ion homeostasis.
AUGACCAAAAAUGUGCUAAAACUUGAGGUACAUGAGCUAAACCGUUUUGACUCAUUGGACAGUGCUAUUGAUACAUACACUCCUCCUGAAGUGACACCUAAAGUGGAACAUUAUCUCAAAACAUUUGAUUUUAAUCACAAAAAGCGACCAACACUUCAACAAUUGCAUCAAAAUUCUGUAAAUUCCAAUAUUAUACCAACAUUUAUGAACUUAUUGGGCGGUACUCUUUACUUACGGAUGGGCAUAAUGGCCGGACAGGCGGGCAUAAUGCUAUCACUUUCAGCCCUAUGUACUAAUGGAGAUAUAGGUUGCGGUGGUUUCUAUUAUCUGAUUUCCCGAAAUUUGGGACCAGAAAUCGGGGCCGUAUUUGGACUCAUCUAUUUCAUAACAAAUGCAGUAUUGGUUUCACAAAAUAUAAGCGGUAUUUGCAGUGAAAUACAAUAUAUACUACAGGUAUUUAAUACUGGAAUAGUUGAAUAUCCUUCGGGUAUAAAUGAUCAGAGAAUUGUAGGAUUAAUAUGUUUAGUAAUUAUUGCUGUCAUACCGUUUAUUAGUCUGGACCUCGAAGCAAAAACACAAUGGAUUUUAUUUUUUAUAACAAUGCUAUCAUUACUGGACUUCUUUGUGGGCACAUUCCUACCGACCACUCCUUAUCAAAAAGUUAACGGUUUUAUUGGAUUUAAUGCCAAAAUAAGUUUUACUAAUCUAUUGCCGCAAUGGAAUGGUUACCACUUUUUAAGUAUAUUUGGUAUAUAUAUGUCUGCACUUUGCGGUGAUUUCACAGGAGUCACAAUGUCGUCGAGUCUUAAAAAUCCCAAGGUAGCCAUACCUAAGGGUUCAUUAUUAGCAGUGUUUACCUCACAGAUUAUAUAUACUAUACAAAUUAUAUUGUUUGCAUGCGCUGGCAAUCGGUACGCUACUGGAAACUUAACUGACUAUCAAUACGGUAACUACACGUGCGAUAUACAAGAGAACUGUGAAAGUGGUAUCAGUAAUAACGAGUUUAUGAUGUCUAUAAUGUCUGCACUAACUUUGAUUGGCGAUAGAAUGCAUUACAUUGAACCCAUAUAUGCAUCCGGACUGUUGGCUCAGGCACUGUCAUCAUCCCUAAGCUCUUUUAUAACAGCACCCAGAAUAUUACAGUCAUUAGGUUUUGAUAAUCUAUUACCCGGUAUUAGUUGGUUCUCCAAGCCUUACGGCCCACACGCCGAUCCCCGUCGAGGAUAUGUACAAUCGCCACUAUCUGUUACCUACUGUCGUGGGCUCUCAUUAAUUUCUGUUGUUUUCAUUGUGAUUACGUGCGGACAGUCAGUUGGCGGCCGUCCUUCAAAUACUAUAACAAAUGGUUCAGUUUGUUUAACUGUUUCUUCUGUUUUGUCUUUAUGUUUGCCAUUUCCUGGUACAUCACACUUGCAUUUCUAG